This is a messenger RNA of Musa acuminata subsp. malaccensis (wild Malaysian banana), 1465 nucleotides long. Its product is annotated as very-long-chain aldehyde decarbonylase GL1-10. The record is from RefSeq and is a predicted model, not a curated record. Gene Ontology annotation, molecular function: iron ion binding; C-4 methylsterol oxidase activity. Gene Ontology annotation, cellular component: endoplasmic reticulum membrane. Gene Ontology annotation, biological process: sterol biosynthetic process. Lineage: Eukaryota; Viridiplantae; Streptophyta; Magnoliopsida; Zingiberales; Musaceae.
CGGUUCCUUUCCGCCACCGUCACUACCUCCACCUCCCCCUUUGAUAGGAGAGGCGGAGGUCCUAAAAGCGCGAUCUUUCCUGAUAAUUCCAACAUUCCCGGGGGCGGGGGUCCCUCUCGCGGAUCUCGCUCUCGCCGACUUGUCUUCUCUACCUUCUCCGCUGUCGCCGGACAUGUUGCCGUACGCGACGUUGGAGGAUGCGGAGGCGGCGCUAGGGCGGAGCCUCACCGCCGUGGAGGCUCUAUGGUUACGCUAUUCCGCCCGGAUGCCCGACUACCUCCUCUACUGCCACAACAUCCUCUUCCUGCUCGUCAUCUUCAGCCUCGCCCCCCUCCCGCUUACCUUGAUCGAGCUCUGCCUCCCCGCCGCCGUCUCCCCCUACAAGCUCCAGCCCAAGGUCCGCCUCCCGGCCGCCUCCUUCUUCCGAUGCUACAAGGAUGUCAUGCGCGUCUUCAUCUUCAUCGUCGGCCCGCUCCAACUCUCCUCCUACCCAACCGUGAAGCUUGUGGGGAUACGGACCGGGUUGCCGCUGCCGUCGUUGUGGGAGGUGGCAGCGCAGCUGGGGGUGUAUUUCUUGGUGGAAGACUACGGCAACUACUGGAUCCACCGGCUGAUGCACGGCAAGUGGGGGUACGAGAAGAUCCACCACGUCCACCACGAAUUCACCGCGCCCAUCGGCUUUGCCGCUCCCUACGCGCACUGGGCGGAGGUUCUCCUCCUCGGGAUCCCCUCCUUCGUUGGGCCGGCCAUCGCCCCCUGCCACAUGAUCACCUUCUGGAUCUGGAUCGCCCUCCGCCAGCUUGAGGCCAUCGAAACCCACAGCGGAUAUGACUUUCCUUUAAGUCCCACAAAGUUUAUCCCCUUCUAUGGAGGAGCAGAGUAUCAUGAUUAUCAUCACUAUGUUGGAGGACAGAGCCAAAGCAACUUUGCUUCCGUGUUCACCUACUGUGAUUACAUAUAUGGGACCGACAAGGGAUACAGAUACCACAAGGCAUGCCUAACAAAGGUAUCAGGAUUCUGCAUACCACAAGAAUUGAAGGAGCAGCAGGGAAAUGGUCACCUGAAUGGGGAAGUUAAUGGCUUCAUCAACUACGGCCAGAAAUCUGAGUAGCCGUCGAACUCAUGCCUCGUAAGUAAUGGUUAGGUGUUAGCUAAGACAAAUGUUGUUUUGCUAGUUAGGUGCAGACCUGUUGUUUCUUUCCACCCAUCACAUGCGAUUUUGACAUCCUUUCGUGACGGUGGAAUGCGACACCAAGAUGGUCUUGGAGAAUGGCUAUGUAAUUUCUUAGGUAGUGCAGCAACCUAUGUCUGCUUUUGUUACUUGAUGGUGCACUGCUUGUGAAGCAACCUUGUUAGAGCUGUGGCCCAUGGGAGCUUCUCUUUUAUGAAUGCCAUGUAAGAAACUUCGCUCUGCGUGGACAACAGUUUCGUCUCAAAAGUUUCUUUUGCUGAUGUUGGUAACUGA